Molecule: messenger RNA, 2307 nt
Organism: Bombus pascuorum
Lineage: Eukaryota; Metazoa; Arthropoda; Insecta; Hymenoptera; Apidae
Product: PHD finger protein 12
Exons: 6
Coding region: 393-2306 (637 amino acids)
Biological process (GO): negative regulation of transcription by RNA polymerase II
Cellular component (GO): nucleus; Sin3-type complex
Molecular function (GO): protein binding; transcription corepressor activity
Source: RefSeq, a predicted model, not a curated record
CAUAAAUUUAUGUAAGAUUACAGCAACCUACAAGUACAUAUGUACAAAUAUAAAUAUCACCUCUCUUAGUUUGAAAUAAGAAGUAUGUAUAUAUGCACAUAAUAUAGUUUAUACAAGUAUGUAGUAUAAGAAGAAUAUAAUCAUAUAUAGAAAAACACAUUUCUUAAGCAUAUAGUAAAAAGUAUAAGCAGUACACGGGGACAGCACAAUCUACAGUAUCUUGCAAGGAUUAAGUGUAUAAAUCUAAUAUUUUGUUUUUCUAAGUUUUAUACAUAACCAACGUAGAUAUGAAAAAUGAAAAGGGAGAGUAAAUACAUAAUUCGUAGUUAAACGAAUGUUAUACGUUGAACAAGAAAAAUUUAUAGCAUUAAGAAUUAAAAAUUACUUUCAAAAUGGGUACUGUAGAAUAUGGUUUUCCAAUGAUCGGUGGUUUAAUGCCACAAAUUCAAGCUCUUAUAGCACCACCUGUAUCAGAAGAUUCUAAAACAGCAAAAAAUAAAAAGGACAAAGAAGAAAAAAAGCAUCCGUAUUUUAAAAGAAGAGGACGUGGCCACAAUCAUGAUAUCUGUGAUGCUUGUCGAGAUGGAGGAGAACUUAUAUGUUGUGACAAAUGCCCUGCAUCAUAUCAUUUGCAAUGCCAUUAUCCAGCAGUGGAUCCAGCAGAUAUUCCUAAUGGAGAAUGGUUGUGUUAUGCUUGCCGAUGUGCAUCAAAAAGAAAUCUGUUAGAUACUAAAGGAAAUGAAAAGAAUAAAAAAAAAUCUGCAUUAGAAGUAUUAGCUCUGGCGGCAUCUUUAGUUAAUCCCAGAGAAUUUGAAUUGCCUAAAGAAUUGCAAUUACCAAUUAUGUUCCCUGGUAGUAAUAAAGUAGAUUAUGUUUCAGGUAGAAGAGGAAAACAACAAAGUGGAAGUAAUAAUGGGAAAAGUCACUGUUUAGAUAAUAAUUUAAUGGUACCUUUACCAGCACGUUUGUGCUUUGAGUGUGGUCGUAGUUGCAGAAAAGCACCAUUAAUUGCAUGUGAUUAUUGUCCAUUAUAUUUUCAUCAAGAUUGUUUAGACCCACCACUCACUGCUUUUCCAAUUGGAAGAUGGAUGUGUCCUAAUCAUCCAAAUCAUUUCAUAGAUCAAAAUUUAUUAACCUCAUGUAGAGUGACAGAACGUAUUAAACUUUGGGAUAAAUAUGCCAAUCAACGUAUAGAUCAACAUGCAGUAAAAUUAGAUUUUUUACGUAAAGCGCGUGCUGCAAAUCCACUCUUUCGAACAAAGAUCAAAUUAGAAGGUCGAACAAGAGUAAAGGUACCUUGUUCUGUAAAAUUUCAUUAUGAACACCCACCAGAAUUAGAUCCUGUACAAUUUUAUCAUGAUGCUGUCAUAAGACCAGUGAUUAAAAAUAUUAAAGUGCAGGAUGUGGAAGAUAAUGAUAACAAACUCCCUAAAGUAGAAAAAGAAAAUACAAAAGUGCAAAAAUUGGAAGAAUCAAUGGAAGUAGAAAAGGAGAUUGAAGAAAACAAUGAAAUAAAGGAUGAAAGUAAUCAAGAAGAUACAAGUAGCAUUAAAUAUGAGGAAAAUGUGGAACAAGAAAAUGUAACUGAAAGUAGUUGUAAUGAUGACAUUAGUACUGAAUAUUAUUCAGAGAAGUUUGGUUAUGAUGUAAAAGAAGGUAUACAGUUACUUGAAAGACCAGUUUUAGAAGCAUUGGCAUUACAACGAUUAGAACAAAUUUUAGAUCCAGAUGGAGAAAAUUAUAACAUAAUUAAUUGCCAAACAAGGGCUAGAGCGGCAUUGUUUUCUUUAAAUCACAAACCUAAACCACCAACUUUUAUGGUUCAUAAAACACUUACUAUUGGAAGUGGACCAAAUUGUGAUUUAGUUUUAUCUAAUUAUGGUAACUGUAGCUUUACAUCUUCAAAACACGCUAUUAUUUUUUUCGACGAGAGUACCAAACGUUAUGAAUUAUUAAACUAUAGUGAAUAUGGAACAGUAGUUGAUAAUGUACUAUAUUCCUGUAACUAUACAGGCGUCGUAGAAGAGAUAAAAGAAGAAACUGAUGAUAAAUUCCAAUUAAUAACUAAGGAACAAGAUACAACAGAAGCAGUAAAGGCUAUAAUAAGAGAAAAGGUUCUGACUCAAAAACAAAUAGAGAAGAAAAGAGUAUUAUGUAAAUGUAACUUGACAAGGUCUGAAACAAAAAAUAAAGAUCACUUAGAAGAAGGGUGGGAAGGAAGUGCUAUUGUUGCUCACGGAUCGACACUGGCAUUUGGAUGCCUAAUGUUUGUAUUUAAUACGAUAAAUGCACAUUUAGAACGAUGAA